CUAAUUCCUCUAUACUAACUAACACUCCUCAGAUACUUGUUUUUUACUCUUCUUCAUAGCAUCUUUUAGUUUAAUAAAAUUCAUGGCUACUACCACUAUGGUUUUGCAGUCUUAUUACAUUAAUGUAGUGAUCAUUUUAAUGGUGGCAUUGGCUAGUAGUUUCAAAGGAAUUGAGGCACAACGUGCUUUCUUUGUGUUUGGUGAUUCUCUUGUUGAUAAUGGUAACAACAAUUACUUAGCAACUACAGCUAGAGCUGAUGCUCCACCUUAUGGCAUUGAUUAUCCAACUCGCAGACCAACCGGACGUUUCUCUAACGGCCGCAACAUUCCCGACUUUAUCAGUGAAGCACUCGGGGCAGAACCAACAUUGCCUUAUUUAAGUCCCGAACUUAACGGGGAAAACUUGCUUGUUGGUGCCAAUUUCGCUUCCGCUGGUAUUGGAAUUCUCAAUGAUACCGGAGUCCAAUUUGUAAACAUAAUUAGGAUAUCUAGACAAUUGGAGUACUUUGAGGAAUACCAAGAGAGGGUGAGUGAUAUUAUUGGACCUGAAGAAACUCAGAGCUUAGUGAAUGGAGCAUUAGUACUGAUCACUCUUGGAGGCAAUGAUUUUGUGAAUAACUAUUAUUUGGUGCCUUUUUCUGCAAGAUCACGCCAAUACAAUUUACCAGAUUAUGUCAGAUAUAUAAUAUCUGAGUAUAAGAAGAUUUUGAGGAGGUUAUACGAUCUUGGAGCACGUAGGGUGAUAGUGACAGGAACUGGUCCAAUUGGUUGUGUUCCAGCAGAAUUAGCUCAAAGAAACACAAAUGGAGGAUGCUCAGCUGAGCUACAAAAUGCAGCAUCUUUGUUCAAUCCACAACUUAUUCAGAUUAUCCAAGAACUAAACAAUGAAAUUGGUUCAAAUGUCUUCAUGGGAGCCAACACAAGGCAGUCGGCUCUCGACUUCGUCCAAAAUCCACAAGCAUACGGAUUUGUUACCUCACAGAUAGCAUGUUGCGGUCAAGGACCCUACAAUGGCCUUGGUCUGUGCACACCACUCUCUAAUUUAUGCCCAAAUCGUGAUGUCUAUGCAUUUUGGGAUGCUUUCCAUCCAACAGAAAGGGCUAACAGGAUUAUCGUUCAACAGAUCUUGACAGGCACAACCGAGUAUAUGUAUCCGAUGAAUCUCAGCACUGCUUUAACCUUGGAUUCCAACAACAUAUAGCUAGCUAAAUUUCAUUUUAAUAUUGCUGCAACUUUUUCUUUUUAAUUUGUGAUUUUCAUGUAUAAGUUUGGAUUAGAGAGCCUUAAAUAUUAAUGUCCUAGGGUAUGGAUGAGGAUGAACAGUCUUUAUUCUCCAUCUCUCUUGGCAGUGCAUAAGAAACUGCAUAUAUAAUAAUUAAGUGAUUUUUUGUCUCCAA
Messenger RNA from Trifolium pratense (red clover), 1397 nucleotides. Its product is annotated as GDSL esterase/lipase LTL1-like. The coding region runs from base 83 to 1201 and encodes 372 amino acids. The transcript is spliced from 5 exons. Gene Ontology annotation, molecular function: hydrolase activity, acting on ester bonds. Lineage: Eukaryota; Viridiplantae; Streptophyta; Magnoliopsida; Fabales; Fabaceae. The record is from RefSeq and is a predicted model, not a curated record.